This is a messenger RNA of Cladophialophora carrionii CBS 160.54, 180 nucleotides long. RefSeq lists its product as uncharacterized. The transcript has a single exon. The annotation marks the transcript as partial. NCBI's taxonomy places the organism in Eukaryota, Fungi, Ascomycota, Eurotiomycetes, Chaetothyriales, Herpotrichiellaceae. The record is from RefSeq and is a predicted model, not a curated record.
AGGUUCAUUGAUCCUCUGUUCGCGAUCGGGACUGGCCUGGCUGCCACGGCAUUGAAGAUACAGAGAGAGCAGCGCGAAAAGUAUCCAGAGCAAGACAAUAGUUUCCCGGCGCUUUGGCACAAAGCUCUACGGCUCAACAGGAUUUAUUGGGGUUAUGGUGAUGAGGCCGCGAAAAGGUGA